CUCUUUUCCCAAAAAAACAUCUAUACUUGCAACCGGCUCACCUCUCCAGCCCUCACAUUGAGAUCACUCCUGCUCUCCAGUACCUCAAGGCGACUCUCCACAAAACACGCUCCUGGAAUCCCUAGCUUCCGAGUGCUCUACAAACAAGACCUAGCAAAAAAACAUAUCACAACAGACCUUCAACUAAAAUGGCUGUCGAAUCAGUCCCCGUGCAGCCGCAGGCCGUAUCUCCUACUGAGAUGCACAUUGAGAAGGACGCUCUCAAGUCAGCCUCUGCCGCCGUAGAGGAGAAAAAAGAGGAUGAGGUCGAAGCUUUGCAGGAGCAAGUUGAAGCUGUCAACUUGGGGAAUGUGGAUGAUUUGCACGCUGCUUGUGUUGAGGGUAAACUUCAAGACGUUAGGGCAUUGCUGAGCAAGGGGACUGACCGAUUAGAGACUCUUGACGUCAACUCUGGGUGUACUCCUAUUGUGCUUGCUAUCCGAGGCAACCACCAUGACAUCGUCCGGGAGUUGCUUGCGGCAGGUGCUAUCAUCCCCCCUCCUGGACUUACCAACGACCCUCUCAUGCUUUCUAUCUUGUAUCCCCAGCCCGUGUAUGGCAUGCCUCCUCAAUUCAUGAGCAUCCCGCCGCAAGACUUUUACCCUCAGCCCAACUAUUUUCCCUCCCAGAAUGGUGAGACUCAGCGAUUCCCUCUCAGGAAGGAUUCUGCUUCCGCACCUAAUGGUGCACCCAACGGAAAUGGCAGUGCAAGCAACCUUCCUCCGGCCGAGGUGAGCAAGUCCAUCCCUUGCCGAAACUUCCCCAACUGCAAAUAUGGCAAUGCUUGCGUUUUUCUUCACCCUCGCCCCGCCCACUUUUAUCCGGGCCCUGGUCAGAAUGGCUUCGCUCCUCAAGGUUUCGAAGGCUAUCCGCCGUACCCUCCUGCGCCUGCACCUUAUUUUAUGCCUAAUGGAAACAACUUCCAGUCUUUCGCUCCCUCUGAUGCCCAGCCUCAAGUGUCUGACAGUGCGGAAGCUGGUGCUCAAGUUGACAGUGCUUCCAUUGCGGCUGUUCCUGCACCCACUGGCGCUGCUCCCGCGCCUAUCCCUGCCCCGCCCCACAUUCCUUCUGCCGUCGCUCCGGUUUUUGUUCCGGGAUAUCAGCCUGCUGAUAUGAUGGGUUCGCCCCCUCCUCCUCCUUUUGGGCUUUCCCCCAUGUCACCCUCCAUGCUCGGUUCUUCCCUUCCCUCUAUUCCUCCCGCUGAAGUGUUCUUUGCUACUUCUCCCACAAAUGGUUUCAUGCCACCUCCACCCAUGACUGGCCCUCAUGCUAGACGGCAGAGUUUUGGUCAAGGUCCUCAGUUCGGUGGCCAAGGCAAGCCUUUCGGACAUGGCAAGAAGCCUAGUUUCUCUGGUGGAAAGCCUUGGACAGGUAACCGACCUGCGGGUGGCAAGUUUGGCAACUGGAAGGACGGAAACCCCCCUCCUUGCGCUUUCUUCAGUCAGGGCAACUGCAGAAAUGGCGAGUUCUGCAAGUUCCCUCACCUUGACCCUGAUGGAAAUGACUGCCGACACCCGGAUGUUGUUCGAGGCGUCAUUCCUCCUCUCCCUCCUCUUUCUCGUCAGAACCGAAACAUGCGCGCGGUGGGUCCUGGGUUCGCUCCUUUCGACCCUGCAUUCAGGCAACAACAGUACCAGCAGCAGAUGCAAUUUUUGCAGCACCAGCGUAUGGCUGCUGCCCAAGCUCAGCAAAGUCAGGCUCCCGCUGAGCCCAACGACGAGGUCAAGCCAAUCGUUGAAGACGAAGCGCCUGCUACUGACGCCGAAAAACAAGCCACGGACUCUGUGCCUGCGGCUGCUACUAGUCCUGCGGUGACUGUGCUUCCUGCCAAGCCAGCUGUCACUAUGCCGACUCUUUUGCGUUCUGCCUCUCAACCGGGUGUCCAACGAGUGCAUGCCAAUGGCGUCCCAUCUCGUUCCCACUCUCCUGCCCCUUCUAACGUUUCGUUCCAUGGGAAUGGUCACCCCCGAAGGGCUGGUCGGGUGCCCAACGUCAACGGCGCUAGGUCCUCUUCGUCUGGGCCAGAAAAGAAGCCCGCUCAGAGGGUGCCCAAGCCUGACGAGUUCCCCGUGUUGGGCACUCCCACCAGUGAGAAAAAAGAGCCGGUUUGGGGAAUGUCUGGUAAAACUGCCGCUCAGGUCCUGCAAGCCCCCGCGCCUGUCAAGCCUGUCGUCAAAGUUUCACAACCCAUUGAGGAAGACGCCCAGAGCGUAACCAUGGAGUCGGAAAGUGAUUCUGACACUGUACUUGUCUCUCGCAAGCCGUCUGCCUCCGCUACCCCCGCUACCACUGCUUCACCUGAUCCCGAGCCCAAAAAGGCCGCUAUCAGCUUUGCGUCCAUUGCCGGCGCUGUCGCUGCCCCCUCGGUCGAGACAGCUCCUGUUGCUGUCAAGGCAUAAUUCAAUUCAACAAACAAAAGCGACUGUUGUCGCGCUGCCAAUCAACAGUAUCAUCUCCUUUCAGCCUCCAUUAGCAUAACCCGGGCUGCAUUUUUCUCAUCGCUCGUCGUGUACAUUUGUCAUCGCAUUACCAGAAAUUUACGUUGCCCUUGGAGGGACAUUAGAUUCGUUGCCUUAUUUUUCCUUUGCUUUUCCUUAUUAUUAUUUUCCUGCUACAUUUUAAGCUUUAUAUCACUCGUUUUAACAGCUUCUUUGGCGUGUAAAAACAUGUCUCUUUUUAUCCUUGUCAUAUCGGGCGGGAUCCAAAUUAGUCCUUUUUGCGUGCUACUUUUGGUCGGUCUCCAUUCUUUUUAUUUCUAUUUCUAUCUCUUCUGCCAGUCUUGUUCGUCAUCUGCCAUUCUAGUAAUCUUGUUCAUCGUUCUUUUUCGCGUAAGGGAAUCUGCGGUUAGUGGAUACUUGGCGUUUCACCUUUGUUUGGGUCCGAGGAUUGGCGUCUUGGCGGGAGGAGGGGUCGUUGCUGCUGCGGGGGAGUGUGGGUGACAUGUAUGAUUU
Messenger RNA from Cryptococcus deneoformans JEC21, 2990 nucleotides. RefSeq lists its product as hypothetical. Gene Ontology annotation, molecular function: protein binding; metal ion binding. The coding region runs from base 189 to 2438 and encodes 749 amino acids. The transcript is spliced from 4 exons. The record is from RefSeq and is a predicted model, not a curated record. NCBI's taxonomy places the organism in Eukaryota, Fungi, Basidiomycota, Tremellomycetes, Tremellales, Cryptococcaceae.